Striga hermonthica is the source of this 876-nucleotide messenger RNA. The record is from the annotation of a GenBank genome assembly. NCBI's taxonomy places the organism in Eukaryota, Viridiplantae, Streptophyta, Magnoliopsida, Lamiales, Orobanchaceae.
AUGGGAUCUCAAGGUGGUAGUGAUAGCAAUGGUGUGACCCAGACCCAGACCCAAACCCACGACCUGUUAUCCAACCCGCUUGCCCGGCAAGGAUCUUUAUACGGGCUUACUUUCGAUGAGGUACAAAACCAGCUGGGUGACUUGGGUAAGCCUCUUGCCACAAUGAACCUUGACGAGCUUCUGAAAACCGUGUGGACAGUUGAGGCCGGCAACCAAUCAACAAACCUGAACCCGAACUUGAACCCGAACCCGGAUCCGAAUCUUAGUCUGCCGACUGAUCUGAGCAAGAAAACGGUCGAUGAGGUGUGGCAGGACAUCCAGCAGCAGCAGCAGCAGGGGCAAGAGAGUAAUUUCCUCGACCGGAAGGCGACACUUGGUGAGAUGACAUUGGAGGAUUUUCUUGUGAAAGCUGGCGUGGUGUCUCAGUCGAGAUGGAAUCCGAGCCUGAUGACUCAGCAGCAGCAGCAGGCUCAAUGGAUGAUGAACUAUCAGCCGGCGGUUUUCGUGCCGGGUCAUCAUAUUGUGGACGGUCAAAGCUACUCGGAAAGUCAAAUGAUGAUGUCAUCAUCGUCACCUUUGAUGGGUGGUGCUUUGUCCGACACUCAGACACCUGGCAGGAAACGAGUGGCUCCCGAUGAUAUUGCUGAAAAGAGUGUCGAGAGGAGGAAGAAGAGGAUGAUUAAGAAUCGGGAAUCUGCCGCUAGAUCGAGAGCGAGGAAGCAGGCUUACACGCACGAGCUAGAAAACAAGGUUACUCGUCUGGAGGAGGAGAAUGAGAGGCUCAAGAAACAAAAGGAAUUGGAGAAAAUGUUGCCUAGUAAUCCACCACCCGAGCCAAAGUUCCGACUGCGUAGAACGAGCUCGGCCCCUAUGUAA